Messenger RNA from Drosophila ficusphila, 2442 nucleotides. RefSeq lists its product as uncharacterized. The record is from RefSeq and is a predicted model, not a curated record. NCBI's taxonomy places the organism in Eukaryota, Metazoa, Arthropoda, Insecta, Diptera, Drosophilidae. The transcript has 7 exons. The coding region runs from base 694 to 1644 and encodes 316 amino acids.
CGGUACAAAAAGUAACUGCCAGUCGCCGAUAUAUCGCCGCGCUGUUCGCAUUAAAAUCCGGGAUACGAUUCGAAUUUUCGUCUUUUGUACGUGGGUUAACUUAAAACAGAAGUCGCCUGCGCAGCCGGCGCUUCUUGCUAGUGUAUGUGAAUAAAAUGAUAUAUUAAGCGAAAAAGUCAGCAACAACCAGAGUGGAAAGUGCAUUGUUUAUUUAAAUUUUCCAAGGCUAUUAGUGUUAAAAGUUAACUCCCAGAAAUGCACACACGCAUACCAACGCAACCGAAAAGUUAAAGCGACGAUCAUUCAUUACUGCUUCUUCUUCUUUUACUCUUUGCGACGUGUUUCGCUUACCUGUCAAAUCGCGCGUGUGUUGGUGCGCUCCAUCGCUCCCUCUCACUCGCUCUCUCUUGUUUUGCACAUGCAAAAAGACAGCAGCAGCAACAACAACAACAACUUCACCUAAGAGCUUUCAAGUCGGAGUUCUUAGCGUCCGCGUCGACUUCGACGUCGGCAGAGGCUGCGCGGCAACUGCGAGCAACUCUUACAGAUCGGGUUUUUUCCCAAAAGCAAUACCUCUCUCAUGGAGUGUAGCAGAAGAAAAAUAAAACUUUGCCUAAACGAAAUGGAUUUAUAAAAUUAAUUCAACUUGUUGGAUCUCAAAUGCAUCGUUGUCGUUAUGCUGUACAGUAAAACAUGGCAAAGUCGACACUUUAUGCUGCUGGGGUGACCUGUCUCGGCUUUGUUUGCUUCGCCUUGGCAUCCGUGGCCAUUGGCAUACCCAUCUGGGGUUACUACGAUAGUCCAUCCGGCGGCUAUGACUUCGAUCGAGGUUAUUUCGGACCGUUUAAGGUCUGCAAGCAAUUGACGUACAAUCGCGAGAAAUGCGGCAACGAUGUGUCCAAGUUUAGGUUAAGCAAUGCGGUUUUUGUCAGUGGUCUCUUGGCCAUUGGCAGCUCAGCUGUGCUGGGGAUCUUCUGCAUUCUGUCGGUCAUUCAACACGCGAUGAUCUCAUCCAGGGAGAAGGUGGUAAUGCCCUACACAACUCUAGUGAUACUAAAGCUAAUGUUGGCGUUGCUGGGAGGUGUACUGGCCAUCAUAGCGACGGUUUUGUUUGCUCUGCAAAUUGAUGAGCAAGAGCGCUUCGGCUUCAAGAUAUCGCGGGGCAUUUCCUUCUACAUUCAGAUCGUGGCGAUUGUAUUGACCAUUGCGCUGUUCGUGGCCGCCCUGUACGAUGUGAUCUACUCGCGCAGUCCGGGCGGAGAUCCCACGAUGGCGCUGGAUGCCUCCUCGCCGGGCAGUGCCACCACCUUCAACAACCCGGGCUUCAAGGAGCCGCGCAGUCGCAACGGCGUCUCGGUGACGGACGCCUCCGGGAAGCCGUACAGCGGAAUCCGGAACGGAGCGGGAACGGCGGGGAGCGUGGCCUCCAUGAGCACCACGGUGACCAGCGUGUCCAAUGGCUCCACCCUCGACUCGGUGACCCGAUCGCCACUGCGGUCGAGCCUGAAGAAGCCGAGACCCCGGCCGGAUCCCACGUUGGGUAUCCAAAAUCCCGGCUACUCCGGAUCCGGCAGCUCGCCACCGAUGCGACGAAAUGGGAGCGUGAAGAAGGUCCGCAUUCAGACGCACAGCACCGAGGUGUAAAAUGGUUUCAACCAUUUAGAUUUAAGUCCUUCAAAAGCAGCAAACGAAGAAAUCAAAACAAAAAAACAAAGACUGUGUACAGUAGCAAAAAAAAAAAAAAAAACACACAAAGAACGCUAAGAUGAGAAACGUUUGCAAGUUUCUCUCAUUAAUUAAUUGAUAAUUCCCAACUGCAAAUUGAAAAUUAGUUUUCAUUUGUCUUCCAAGAAGGAUACAAAUUAUUCAUUUGGCCAAGACCAACAUUUCUGUAAGCAACGGUUUCCGUCCAAGGGCAAGGCAAGAGUAUUUAAUUCGAAUGGAAUCACCCGGAGUAAUUUGAUUUUCUAUAUACCUCUCCAAGUGCCCUUAAGACCCCGCCCCAGUCCCCGCACUUUGGAAAAUUGAUCCACAAGUGUACAAGUGGUACACUGGAAUAGCAACCUAAAUAUAAUUAAUUUGCAAUAUUCUUAUUUAACAGAAACAUAGUAAACGUAAGCAUUAUAAAGCAACAUUUGUAAAAUACAUAAAAAACGAAACGACACAAAUUGUUAUUUAUAGUUAAGUUUAAGUCAAUGCGAAAUGUGCGAGUUUCAAAUAGAUUCGAUAUUUGUAUGUUAUUGUUAGCAAUACUUUAAACUGGAGGCGUUUAUCAACCUAACAGGAAGUAAUAAUUGUUGCGCUAAGUUUUCACUAUUAAAGACACUUAGAUUUUUUGCUAAGCUUGUUUGUUUAGUUUUUUGUAACCUAAUUGAAAAAUGUGUUUCAUGUUUUUCUCUGUAAGCUAAGAAAAUACUUAAUAAAUGCGAAAGAGAACAAAAA